AUGAGUGAUUCAGCAACUAUUUCAGAACAAUCCAAGCAAUCAAUCUCUGGUCCUCCAAAUAUUUCAGAACAAUUCAAGAAAUCGGUCUCUGGUUCUCCAAAAGUUUCAGAACAAUCCAAACGACCGAAUUUCAAAACUUCAAAACCUUUGGAACAAUUCAAACGACCGAACUCCAAACUACCCGUUUCACCAACAAUGAAACCUUUUAACAUAGAACUAUUUGAAGGAACUUUACCUCCUCUUCCUGAAGUGGUUAUACCUCAUCCUUCUUCUGACUUCUCAGUUCAAGAUGAAUAUAGUUUGAAAGAAUUACUUAAUGAACAAAAGGAUAAAAUAUCUGAGAUUUUAACAAAAUUAGAAAAGCCCGAUGUAUUAUUUAGCUCCAUAGAAAUUGAGAAAUCCAAAGUAAAAAAAUCUUAUAAAAAGAUGAAUGAUGAAUUUUAUCAGGAAGCAAUUAAGCAACUUUCAUACAAAUUAUUUCACGAACACAAACAAAUUAACGAGAAUGAACUUAAGA
Dentiscutata erythropus is the source of this 517-nucleotide messenger RNA. NCBI's taxonomy places the organism in Eukaryota, Fungi, Glomeromycota, Glomeromycetes, Diversisporales, Gigasporaceae. The record is from the annotation of a GenBank genome assembly.